Messenger RNA from Dinoponera quadriceps, 3021 nucleotides. RefSeq lists its product as uncharacterized. The record is from RefSeq and is a predicted model, not a curated record. The transcript has 5 exons. Bases 279 to 2996 code for a protein of 905 amino acids. Gene Ontology annotation, molecular function: histone binding. Lineage: Eukaryota; Metazoa; Arthropoda; Insecta; Hymenoptera; Formicidae.
UAAUCACCUCGUUGGCCUCGCACUAAUCUGUUGCUGAAGUACGGGUUCACCAAAUUUCUCGCCGAUAUAUCUCGACGAAUCAUUCACGAAGAUAGCGCGAUAUAACUGCGUACGAGACGAGUAGCGGAACUCUGUCCCCCUCCUUUCUCGAGAAAGAGAUUUGGACGUCUGGAACCCCUUUAAGUUACUACAAAAGAGAAGAGGAUUGUUCGCGCGUGUAACAUUUAGGUUACGCUUAUGAGAGCAUUUAACGGAUUAUCGUACACACGGGCGAGAUAAUGGAAAUGGAAGUCAUCUGUAUCUCUUCCGAUGAGUCGGACUCGCAAAAGGAAAACAAAAAGAAAUCAUCCCUUCUUAAAUCUGCAGAGAAUGGGAAUAGUUUGCAAACAAAGGCAGACAUUUCACCCAGCAAUGAUGAGAAAGUGGAGGAAAAUCAUUUCAAGAGGAAGAUAUCACAGAUAAGUGAAGCGGUAAGAUCUCUGUCUUGCAGUAAUGCAGAAAAGAGGAGGAAAUUAAGUAAGACAUCGGAAGUAGACGACAACAGCCUUGCUAAGCCUAAUUGUAUCUUACAAUCAAACAAGAAGCAAGAAGUAACAGUUGAAAUGCCAAAGUUGGUUGUGAAAGAGCGAAAAAAGAUAUCAUACGUCGCACACGACAUCUUUCCUCAAUUUAUAAGCCUGUGCUUGUCGAAAAGUCACGAAGGCGAUAUGGUCAAGAUAGUUGACAGAUUGAAAAGGAACUAUGAGAAACUAGACGCGGUUUAUGCCGGAUCAAAAAGUUUUGCCUUAUUUCUAAAUGACAAGCGUGAGGCCAUUGUAAAUAGUAAUUCGGGAUUAUUAUAUGUGUGCAUAGAGGAAGUUCUGAUUGAGAUGAGGAAGAUGAUUAAAGAACAGUCAAGAAGAAAGCCAACUAAUAACAGUAUCGCCUAUGAUGCAAUACCCUCUACUUCUUACGCCGCGAACAAAGUCAAUAAUACAGCGGAAUCAGAGGAUAAUGAGGAUGAUGAUACGUAUAUGAAAAGUGAAACAAGGAAGAAGAUUCAAAUUAUAAGGACGGCCAUGAAGAAAUGUGAGAUAAAAAUAAAGAAAUUUGAAGAGGCGGAAGUUGACUUUGACGAUGAAGCCGAUAGCAAUUAUAUAAAAAUGGAAAGGUAUAAACAGAAAAUGGUGGAAUUGUAUUCCAAAUAUUGCGAAUUAACCGGAUGCGAUGUUGAUGCCGGACGUUCAUAUUUACGCCCGAAAAAUAUAAGUACAACUCAAAUUGUUGCUGUGGACCAUGCAAUAACAAAUUUUAUUAACUCGAAGAUUUCUAAACGAAAUCAGCUGAAGAAUGGGAAGAAACUGGGAUCAUUUACAAACAAUUUGAUAUUCCCCGAUUACAGGGACAUAUUAGAAUGUGUUAGUAGGUGUAAUGAUAGGAGAAACUUGAGUUUAAAUAAAAAGAAACAGAAAAGCUUAGCGAAAAAGGCUUUUGUCGAAAUAGGAGAACUCCUACAACGCGCAAGACGAAAUGAUUAUUGGGACACUUUUUCGUUAUAUCUUGAGAACCAGGAAGAAGACCCAGCUAUAAAAGAUAAAGUAUUAGCGCAAAAACUAGCUCACAAUCGUAUCGAGGGUGACAAAAGACUAGCCGCGGUAUUCGAACAGUAUACGAAGAAACAAGAAGAACUCAAGGAUCAAGCUGCCGAUAGCGGAACAACUACGGAAGACGAGAGUGAUAUGGAUGACUACGAUAAGGAUGACGAUGAUAAGGAUGAAUACAAAGACAACGAUACUCAAUCGAUAUAUACCUUAAGUACUGAAGUUGACACUAGUGACGAAAACAUAGACGAAAUAAUACCGAACGACGUGUUGCCCGCAGAGAGAAGCAAGAGUCCUGCGAACGUGAGUCGAGAUACGUCCAGAAUUGCCCCGGGUAAAAUCGAGACGAGUGUCCCGCAAGAAAGAUGCAUCAAGAGAGCAGAAACGAAGACUUCAGCAAGAGAGAGUGACGUAUCUAAUAAAAGUCAGAGUAAGACUGUUAUCAUAGAAGAGAAGGUGAGCAGAGCAAUUGUAGUAUCACGGAACGCUAUCGGAACGGUUGCGAAAACGCCGGAGGACUCGUUACCGACUUCCACGACAAAUUGCGCCGAUACCACUGGUGAAACUGAAGAGCACGUAGCCGAAAUGAUGAUAGAGGAUGUGUCUAAAGUGAUAACAGAUUCCGCGGCGGAGGUGAUAUCCAAGGACGGUACGAAGGUGCUAAGGAAGAGCGCGCCGGAGAUAAUAACGGGAGACAUCGCGAAGGUAAAAGUAACAACGGCAGUCGUAGAAGAAGAGGUGACGGAAGCGACGGAGGAAACAGUAACCGAGGUGUUGAAUACGGAGGUGUCAGGCGACAAGCUUGCGGACGAUGCGCAGAGGCAGCCUUUACUGCGGGUGCGCUCAUUCGCGAAACCCCCCACAACCUGGGACGAUGGCCGACAAGGUAAAACGAGCAAGUCAGGUUCCGGUCAAGAAAACACACCAAAGACAAGCAGCCAAAAUAAGGACGUUAUCGAUCUAACGGACGAGUCCAGCGAGCCAGCGCCGGCGUCAGCUGGUGCUACUAAAUUCACGAUACAGCUCGGUAACAAGAUCGUUCCUCUAAGAAGCAAGCAUCAGACAUUGAUACUGCCGACGGGCAGCAACAUCAUCAGCGUGCAGAACAUCACGAACAAUUACCUGAAGGUAGACAUGCGAACCGGCGAGAUUAUCGCGCCCGUGCGCGAGGUUCAGCCGUCCAAGCUAAUCCGAGUACCGUCUACACAAACUGCCAGUACUGUUCGACAGGGUCAGCUGCAGAACGCAAGCGUCACCACGACGACGAGCGAGGGGCCCGCUAAGCGGCCCGAGACCGUGAAGCGCAACGAUAUCAUAAGGAUCCUCCCCAAGACGAUUGUCAUGAAGCAGCCCGACCGGAAGGUGAUCCCGAAGCAGCAGCAAGUGCGCGCGUUACCGUUGAUAAUACCCAAAUGACAUACAUACGAGACAUCGCGUGUUA